Messenger RNA from Zygotorulaspora mrakii, 561 nucleotides. RefSeq names its product Svs1p (gene SVS1). The transcript has a single exon. The coding region runs from base 1 to 561 and encodes 186 amino acids. The record is from RefSeq and is a predicted model, not a curated record. NCBI's taxonomy places the organism in Eukaryota, Fungi, Ascomycota, Saccharomycetes, Saccharomycetales, Saccharomycetaceae.
AUGUUAUUCCAGUUCGCUUUAACCGCCUUCGGUAUGCUAUUAGCGACCGUUUCUGCUGCCUACACUAACUCCACCUACUCUGCUGUCACUGUUACGCUAUCUCCAACUUUUUCAGUUUCGCCUCAAACUAGUGUCGUGUCGUACUCUGAUGAGACUACUACCUACUACUAUACCUCCACCUUGUACUCCACCUACUGGUAUACGCCAAUGACUACUUCUUCUGCUAAGACUGUUAUGAUAGAUGUUGAAGAUAUGACGACAACUUUCUCGUCAUCUGGAACCGCCUACACUUCCACGAUCACUUCAACCAUCACAUCCACAGUUAAAUUUGCUGAUUACACCGUAACAACCGCAUCUGGCUCUCAAGCUAUUGCCCAGCAGGCAAAGAACGCCGAUGCCGCUGGAUUGGCAUCUGCGUCUGCAUCUGCGUCUGCAUCUGACGCGAAAGUUUGUUCUCCAACUACUGUUACCGUUACCGUCACUCCACAACCAUCUAUUCAAUACGUCACGGUCACUGCAAGUGCUGGAAGUCAAUGGGUGAACGGUACGAACCCCAAUUAA